Dalotia coriaria is the source of this 606-nucleotide messenger RNA. Its product is annotated as putative gustatory receptor 28b. The annotation marks the transcript as partial. Gene Ontology annotation, biological process: chemosensory behavior; sensory perception of taste; male courtship behavior. The record is from RefSeq and is a predicted model, not a curated record. Gene Ontology annotation, cellular component: membrane; dendrite; neuronal cell body. Lineage: Eukaryota; Metazoa; Arthropoda; Insecta; Coleoptera; Staphylinidae. The transcript has 3 exons.
GUAUUGGUGUCGAUCAUGUCGGAUAUAACAGAAAUUUUACAACCUUUACUUAUUCUUGGAAAAUACACACUAUUAUUCUAUAAAACAUCAUCAGAAUCUUUAACAUUAUUGAGUAUUUCCAAAGAAAUAAAUAGAGAUGUUAUUUUGGUUAAACUAAGAUGGUUAAGGCCAUUACACAUGCGAGUCACGGAAUUAAUCCAGAUGUUUAAUGAUAUAUUCGGAGUAAAUUUACUAGCGAUGAAUGCAAUGUUUUUCGCACAAUUUGUUUUACUGGGGAGUACAUUAAUUGAUUAUUUUGGGAAAACAGUCUUCCCAAUUGGUUUUAUUGUUAUUAAAUUGGCGUAUCUUGUGCUUUUCUCUGGUUAUGUAUGGAUUAUUUGUCAUUAUAAGAAAACAGGAGAAAUAGUGCAUUCCUUAGAAGAUGUGAUUAAUAAUGAGAACAACAAGAAAAUAAAUAGUGAAUUAAUGACAUUUUCACUGCAAAUCAGUAAUUUACGGAAAGAAUUUACAGCUGCUGAUUUUUUCAUUGUGAAUUACACGCUUUUAUUUAAGAUUGUUGGGGCAUUAGUGACUUAUUUGAUUAUAUUAAUGCAAUUUAGAAGUUGA